AUGGUCCAAGCCGAGUCCUCCAAAGCUGCCGAGCGUAAUGGCUUGCGCUCUGUUACAGCAGGGGCUCCUGCAGACUACGAGCUCCCCUGGGUCGAAAAAUACAGACCCGUUUUUCUUGAUGACAUCGUUGGAAACACGGAGACGGUAGAACGGCUGAAGAUUAUCGCCAAGGAUGGUAAUAUGCCUCACGUUAUUAUCUCCGGGAUGCCGGGAAUUGGAAAAACAACAUCGGUCCAGUGUCUGGCUCGGCAAUUACUGGGGGAUGCGUACAAGGAGGCGGUACUCGAAUUGAAUGCAAGUGAUGAGCGAGGUAUCGACGUGGUCCGGAAUCGAAUUAAGGGUUUCGCUCAAAAAAAGGUCACUUUGCCACCGGGGAGGCACAAGUUGGUUAUUCUCGAUGAAGCUGAUAGUAUGACCCCCGGCGCACAACAAGCCCUGCGCCGAACCAUGGAGAUUUACUCCACCACGACCCGUUUCGCAUUUGCCUGCAAUCAGUCCAACAAGAUCAUCGAACCCUUGCAAUCCCGCUGUGCCAUUCUACGCUACGCCCGUUUGACUGACGCCCAGGUCGUCAAGCGAAUCUUGCAGAUCUGCGAGGCGGAACAGGUGCAACACUCGGAAGAUGGAAUCGCCGCACUGGUCUUCAGUGCCGAGGGAGACAUGCGGCAGGCGAUCAACAACUUGCAAAGUACUUGGUCCGGUUUUGGCUUUGUGAGCGGAGACAACGUCUUUCGCGUGGUCGACAGCCCUCACCCGGUCAAGGUACAGGCAAUGAUUAAAGCUUGCUGGGAGGGGAAAAUGACGUGGGGGGGAAAAAUCGAUGCUGCAUUGGAGAUUCUGAAUGAGCUCUGGACGCUGGGUUAUUCAUCCCACGACAUCAUCAGCACCAUGUUCCGCGUCACAAAGACCAUCCCGACUCUCUCAGAGCAUUCCAAGUUGGAAUUCAUCAAGGAGAUUGGAUUCACGCACAUGCGGAUCUUGGACGGUGUUCAGUCGCUCCUCCAGCUGAGUGGAUGCGUUGCCAAGCUUUGCAAGAUCAACAUGAAGCCGGAACUGUUUAAGCCCAUCCAGGUUUGA
Molecule: messenger RNA, 1077 nt
Organism: Penicillium oxalicum
Lineage: Eukaryota; Fungi; Ascomycota; Eurotiomycetes; Eurotiales; Aspergillaceae
Product: replication factor C subunit 4
Exons: 5
Coding region: 1-1077 (358 amino acids)
Biological process (GO): DNA repair; DNA-templated DNA replication
Cellular component (GO): Elg1 RFC-like complex; Ctf18 RFC-like complex; Rad17 RFC-like complex
Molecular function (GO): ATP hydrolysis activity; DNA binding; DNA clamp loader activity
Source: RefSeq, a predicted model, not a curated record